AUGGCUGACUCGUACUUUCCCAACGGAAACGAGAUGUUCGGAGAUGACGACAACGCAGACGAUAAUAGCCUUGUCAAUUUUUCCUCUACAAACGAGCAUCUUGACUUUCUCGAUUUAGACGCCUGCGAUGAAAAUGUCAGCUUCUGGACCCAAUCAAUCCCACCGACCCAAGACGCACAAGACGAGCCGCCCGCUGUACCUGAACAGGCUGCAGAUGAGCCGCCGCCCAGCAACAGUGCCAAUGACACCCGGGCUCCGCCGCAGCCCAGUAAGCUGGAUUGGGAAAACCAGAAAGCGAACAUCAUAGCUCUGUAUCGGGAUCAUAAAGCCAAAGAACUUCCCCGCAUCAUGCAAGAUCGGCAUGGCUUUUAUGCCAGCGUGAAACAAUACAGAAGUCAUCUAAAGGAGUGGAGUUUUGCCAAAAACGUCAAGGACCUCGAUAUGCGCACAAUCGUCCGUAUUAUGCAGUGGCGCAAGGAGAACGAAGGCAAAGAGACCCAGUUCAGAGUCCAGAAUCGUCCCGUGUCCCGCGUUAAUAUCGUGAGGUUUAUAAAAAGAAAAGGCCUCACCACGAACACAAAUACGCCGCACUUAGGACCGACGCCAGAAUAUAUAACCUACAACACCCCUCCGCGUUCAGAGUCGGGAAACACAUCUGGCAGGCAGAGUAGACCGCAUGGUUCAUCCUCUGCUUCGCAGGAUCAAAUCGCGACACCAAUAGGACCGAUGGCAGCCAACUCCCUUGAUCAUCAAACGCAUAACACGACAGCCAACGACACCGCAGCUCGGACGCGGCUGAGCACUACUCACGACACAAGCAGAGUGCAGCUCAAACUAAGUCCUGUCGAUCUGACCGACCUCUUGAUUCUUUGCACAGCCGUCCCCGAAACCGAUAUGUGGCUCAGCAUAGGAAUGAUGGGCCAAAUGCCAGAGGCCGACCGCGCAGGAGGAAUCAAUGUUGGGUCUUACUGCAGCUACUGCGGCUUUCUGAGUGACUCGCCAGUCAUUUGGGACCAGAGCCUGGCCACCAGCAUACAGCCCGACCUAAGUAUGACGAGCCCUUGGUUGAUCGCAUUCCUCGGGCUCGCCAUCAAGCACAACGAGGACGUGGUUUUGCGCCAUCUGGUGCAGCGUUGCCAGCAGGAAAAGUUCGCGAAGCGCAUUCACCGCCACUUGCUUUGCAUAGCACUGGAUCACGGCCGAGUUGACCUCUUUCGCCAACUCCUGCUGCAUGGCCUCGAUGUGGCCGUCGACGGCAGUGCCAGCGAGGGCUUGCUCAGGCAGGCGUGCACCACUCUACAUGACUUCAUAAUCGCGCGUAUAAAGCGGGACGACAAUGUUGAUAGCAUCGCCGAAGCGAUGGGCUUCAUGUACCGCGCGUGCAUAAUGGGCGAGAAACUGUGGAAAGAUGAGGUGCUGUGGACCGCGCUGCAAUGCCGGCGCGCGGGCGUUCUGCGCGUGUGUCUUGAGCCGCCGACCAGUGCGGUGCUCGAUAUCGACGAACUGAUGAUCAAAGCGCCGAAGAUUCGUGAGAUCACCCAGAAAACGGGAUCGACCCAGGCGGCUGCAGAGCUUGUCGUGGCUGCGGCCAGCGUUGUUCCUGAGAAUGGGGCAACGGUACUGCACCUAGCCACAAGCUUACUGCUCGGCAACGAGGUGCGGCGGCUCCUCGACACUGGAACAAAUGUAAAUGAUGCCAUGAAGACGGGCGAAACGGCGCUGCACAUCCUCGCGGGGCUGUCCUCCCCGAACGGCGAUGAAGUGGCCCAAAUCCUCCUCGGCCGGGGCGCCAACCCGGCCGCCGCAGAUUCCGUCGGAGACAGCGCGCUGCACCACACGGCGCGAAACCCAUGGAAGUACUGGAGGGAGCGGUUCGCGUAUCUGCUCGUGCAGGCCGGCGCUGAUAUCAACACGCUCAACGACCGUGACGAGACGCCGUGCAUCACGGCGACGCUGUCCCAGGACCUGACGGCAGCGAGAGGCGCCAUGCAGUGGUUCCUGGACAACGGGGCGAGCGAGGAUGCGCGCGACUGCAACGGCAACACGGCACGGCGCUAUCUCGAGCAGAGAGAAAGAGACAGUGAGCCUGGGAUCUUGGACAUCUUGGGCGGCAUCUGGGCCUUUGAGGAGCCGUGGACUGCGGAGGACCAGGAGAUGGAUAUGCGCGCCGAGUUGCUGCACCAUCAGCUGGAGUUGUAUGAGAUGUAA
Messenger RNA from Akanthomyces muscarius, 2208 nucleotides. RefSeq lists its product as uncharacterized. Gene Ontology annotation, molecular function: protein binding. The coding region runs from base 1 to 2208 and encodes 735 amino acids. Lineage: Eukaryota; Fungi; Ascomycota; Sordariomycetes; Hypocreales; Cordycipitaceae. The record is from RefSeq and is a predicted model, not a curated record. The transcript has 3 exons.